AUGAAUCGCAAAGAUUGUUCGGGUGUUCGAAGACUUGAAGGCGAAGACUUAGACUAUGGAGACCGUCUUUAUAAACAAAGACUUCAGCAGAAAAUCUGGCUUGAGCAACAAAUGCAAGAAAAAGAAGCCCAGAAGAGGCUUAAGGACGAAGAAGAAAAAAGAUGGGCUGAAUAUACAAGGCAGACAAACACCAUGUGGAAACAAAAUGAAGACGAGUACAGCGAAAGAAACAGAAUUAUGAACGACGCUGUCAGAGAAGCGAACUCGCAGCUGACAAGGGAAAAAAUAGCUAGAGAAGCUCUAGAAAAAGAAGAAGAAAACCGCCAGGCUGAGCAUCAUAUUCAAAAUACGAUUUAUUCGAAUUUCAUGACUGAAGACCCAACAACCACCCAAAGCAUGCUGGCUGCUCAUAGAGUCGUUCCUUAUCAUUAUAAGGGCAUGAAUGAAGACCAGAGGAGACAGAUCCUUGAGGAGCAAAAAAGGCAAGUCGAAGAAAAAGAACAAAGGAAAAAAGAAGAAAAAGAAAAAGAAAGAAGGGAAGCUAGAAUGAGUGAAGCACAGAGGAGAGCACUGAUUUUAUAUGAAAGAGAAAUGAAAGAAAAACAGGAAAGAGUCAAUAAGGAAACAAGUGACUAUUUGAAAACCCAAAUGAUUGAGCAUAAAGUGAAGUACGAUGACCCUUAUAAUGUGAAAGGAGAUGAUUAUCUUAUUCCUUUAUAA
Messenger RNA from Blepharisma stoltei, 720 nucleotides. NCBI's taxonomy places the organism in Eukaryota, Ciliophora, Heterotrichea, Heterotrichida, Blepharismidae. The record is from the annotation of a GenBank genome assembly.